AUGUCGUCCCCGGCCGUGCUCCUGUUUCUCUCUGCCGCGCUUGUAUUACCGUCAGCCCGACCUUCCGAGUUCCGCGGGGUUCGUUUCACCAUUCGAUUUCCGUUUCAAAAAUCAUCCUUGAGUUUUUUUCCGAUAAAAAAAAGACUAACAGACCAAAUUCUGAAAUAGUUUGAGCGUUCUCUGUUCCGUUCUAGGAUACAAAGCUGUGUUUUUAUAACUAGGAAAAACUUUCCACUUGAGGGGCUCCUGAAGGUUUACUUAGAGAGGACACUAAAGUGGCCACUGAAUCCCUCUCUAUAGAAGCCACUAUUUCGCGUUUCAGUGCCCGCUACAAUUGUUUUAAGUGGUCUAGUAGUACCAAUUAGAAUUACGAAGAUGCGACUAAAUUUUAGCCACUUAAGUGUCCACUAAUUCUACAACUAUAGUUAUUAGUAAUCUAAAUUUGCUACUAGGAAUUUUCCUAGAAUGAUUUAGAUUUUCCAAAGUUAAAAAAACUCCAGAUACCAUUUCUCCAGAGACUUUUUUUUAAUCUAAUUGUCGUUAGCUAGAAGUUUUGUUUCCAGAAUGAAAGUUUGCAGGUGACGCCAGUUGAUCCAGUCUACCUCGUCGUCCCGUUGCCUCAAAAUGAGAUCAUAGACCGCGCCCGAAAUCCUUUCCACCUUUCCAUAAAUAAGGUUUUUUCCAUUUCUUGCAAUUUCUCCCACAGUGAGCUGCAAAAACUGUGCUUGGAAUUAUGAUGGAACUUGAUUGAGUUAUCAAUAAACGGAUAGCGGUUCAUUUCGAGGAAUCAUAAAUCGUUUUGAGAUUGAUUUUUUUUUUCGGAUUUUCUUAGUUUGACGGAAUUUAGAUUAUGAAAAAAAAACUUGGCAAAAAAACAAAUAAUUUUUGCUUCACGUAAGUAUUCACAGUUUUUUUCUCACUUUCUCUCGUUUGUCUUUGAGGGAAUUGUUAAAAAAACGCUGUGUUUUUACCGUUUGGGACUUUUUUUGUUCGUUUUUCUCAGUUUGAGUUUUUGGCUUUUUUGUCAUUGAUUUUUUUAUUCAAUUUCAACAGUUUUCUGGGAAGAAAAAGGCAUGUAUUUCGAUCUCAAAAAAUUUUUUGAAAUGAAAAAAACCGAUUGAAAUGAAAUUUUGAGGUGCGCCCCGUUAUCGACCUGGCUUUGGAGGCUGCCUACGAAAAACAGUUCGUUUUGAUUUUCAAGUUAAAACUUCGUUUUUGCUGUAAUAUAAUUCCUAAAAGUUAUUUCGGAAGGUUCUGGCUAGCUUUGACGACUACUGUAGUUGCUACGGGCGCGAAACAACCUUUUGGCGCCAAAUUUGAUUCGAGAACCUUUUGCGAUUGAAAAGAAAGUUGUAGAACUAUCUUGCUGUCACCAGGUGUCUCAACGGAUGUACCCGUAAUGAACCCGCUUUUGGUCUCUUCGUGUCUCAGUUGGGCUGAAACGGGUGUAAGAAGAAGUAUGUGAUCUAGCUGUGUUUGUUUCGAAAAUCUGAGACCCAACUGUGUUAAAACGGUGUCUCAGCUUGGGUAAGAAAUGCCAAAAGUUCUGUUAGCUGUGCUUAUACGGGUUUAAAACGGGUGCACCAGAUGAGAUCUCGUGUUAGCACGGCUGGUCUAUCCUCAUCAGCAUGAGGGGUUUUUUUGCUAAAACAUUUUUGAUUUCUCGAGUCCCACGUUUAGUUCAGAACAUUCUCAGGUGAUCGUUAUAGACAAUUUGUACAACAGGAAAUUUAUUUUUCCCUCUAGAAUCGUACCUCGCGACUCGAUAAUCGUCACCUAUCGCGAUACGAAAACUUCCGAUGCUCAUGGACCGAAUAUCGCCGUCGAGCUGUAUGUAAAGGUAAGUCUUUUCAUGACUUUUUCGGAAAUCUUGAUUUUCCCAGAAACAAAUGGACUGCAUAAUCGGCUACGCCUACGUCUACGCGCUAGCUCCGGUCGCCCGAAUGACGCCGUUUUGGGGCAACGGAAUCCCCGUCAUCACGCCGAUCGGACUCACGAUGAACCUCGAUGACAAGACCGAGUACCAGCUCAUGACGCGCAUCAGCAGUCCCUAUAAGGUCUCGCAACAAUUGUAAUUUCGGUUAAAGACUAUGGACGUACGGUAAUUAAGAUACGGUUUUCGAGAGAAGAAAAAAAAAAUUCAAAGACUUGACUGUUUGCAACAGGAUUUUUUAUAGGCUUGAAAAAUCUGAUUUUUCUGAGCCUUCUCAUGUUGACGCGCUUUUUUCAAGUUUGUAUGACCUCGGUGAUGAGGGAGUAGAGAGUGCAGACAGAUCAGAAUGCUUCAAGUCUGUAUGAAUGGCCUUAACCAUAACAAGAAAAGUUGAGGGAGUCGUCAGAAAAGGAUCCUAAAAAGAAGUCUUGCGUUUGAACUCUCAUUUACCACCACAAGGUGUGAUCCAAUGUUUCUAGCUUUUCACAAAAAAAAAGUCCCAAAGAGAAUUUUCUCAGAAUCCCGAAAUUCUCCGCCUUCAUAAGGGAGCAAAGCUAUAAAGUUUUCAAAGUUUAGUUUAAGUUUUUCUUAUCUUAGUUCUUGAAGAAAACUCUCUUUUUCCAUUAAAAUGUAGCACCACACUAACUCUAAUACAACUUGGAUGCAGUUGGCGGCGAAAGCGAUGAAAAAUCUGUUCUUGACGCAACAGUGGAGGCAGCACGUCUACAUGUUCCACCACCCGAAAACGAAUCCGUCGCUGCCGGUCGACGAGUGUUUCAUGUUGAUGGCCAGCGUCCAGAGCAUGGUUCGGGAGGUCGGUUUCCAAUAUUUGACAUGACCAGUCGGGCUGCCAAGAACAAGCCUUACUCACUAGGGAAGCUUUUCUACCCCCUCCGUUAAACUUUUGAUGAAACUUUGCUGAAAUAUACUUUAGCUCUGAACUAGGGCGCCUUAAGGCACGCCCGGAUGUUUCUCUGCCCCAUGCUGUUUCGUCGUUUUCUCGUAGUCAGAGAGUGAAGAAACAGCAUAUGGCAAAGAAAUAAUAGGGCACGCCUUGAGGUGCCAUAGUUCAGAGAGGACCUGCUCAUUCGGAAACAAGAAAAAAAUUGUCUCGCGAUAGAUAAUGAAAAAAGAUCAAGCCUCAAAAAAUAAUUUUUGAAACUUUUCAUCGCAACAUUUUUUAGCAUUCAGUCUUUUGUAGAAGUUUUUCUAGCGAUUGGUCGUUUCUAGUUUUUGAGAUGAACUCUGAAUAUUGAAAAUCGACUUUACCUACGUUCCAAAAAAAGAAUCUCUUGAGCCGGAAAGUUCGGAAAUUGGCAGCGUUUCAUUUUUUUAUUCCAGAGUUAAAAAUCUUGGAGGAAAUAAUAAAAACUCCCUUUCCUCAAUAUGGUUGCAGGCCGGUGCAAGUUCCAACUUUCCAGAGUAACGUAGUAGAUUUCUGUAUGUAAUUGGAGGUUUUCCACCUGCUCAUUUCAUAUAAAUUUCUCAGGUUAAGGUCACUAAUUUUCAAAUAGAAAACUACAAUUUCAAUUUGAUGCUCCAAAUUUGUCAGAAAAAAAUGCAGUUCCCUGGCUCGCCGUAUAGGCGCCAAAGAGCGGGAAUCGUCACAUCAAAGUGCCUCAUUUUUCCUGCCGAAACAUGGAAAAUUGCCAGAAAUAACCCUGAACCUAUGUCGAGCAAAUUGCAGGAAGGGAGCUCUUUUUAUUGUUUUUUUUGUACUAAAUUUGAACGGAUGGGUUUUUGAGAUUUUAUUUGGAAGUUAACUAGUAAACUUCUUCGCGUUCAAAAGUAAUGCUAUGAGAUGAGUGCAAUCUCUUGAUAGGGUAACAGUGUUAAAAAGAUUUAUUGUUUUCUUUGAACGGAAUCGGUGGAAAAGCUAGCGUUUGGCUUUUCACUCUGUUUUUCUGCUUGACUUCCUUAACAGUUGCUAUUUCAUUCAAUUUCGAUUUCAAGGUCAUCGAAAUGCAGCACAACUAUUUCGUGUUCAACGAAGAUAGCGUCGAGCCGCGGGAAACCAAAAGAGCCGAAUACAGGAAAAUCCUGUCGCAGAGCAGCUUCAUCGGAAAAGGUCAGUUUCAGGGGCUUUUUAGAGAUUUUUUUUUUGAAUAGAUUGUACAGGUUUUUAAAGGGGGUUUCCGAUGUUGGAUUUUAUAUUGUCUGGUUCGUUUUUUUUAGAAAGUCAAUGGGAGUGAGUUUUUUGGGGUUACCAAUUUCUUACUUAAAAAACCAAAUUUUUAAAAUCCUUUUGAACUCCCCGGAGUUAUCCGUGGGACAACAAAAGAUUUUUAGAGGGUCUUUCUGAUUUUAUGUUUGAAAUUUUUCUCUGAAUUCUUUCAAGCAAUCGAGAAAAAACAAUUAGAACUUUGUCUUCGAUUUUGAAGUACAGAGACAUUCAAAGCUCAAGACGUUCGUUCUAAUGAACUAUUCCACUAA
Caenorhabditis auriculariae is the source of this 4366-nucleotide messenger RNA. The record is from the annotation of a GenBank genome assembly. NCBI's taxonomy places the organism in Eukaryota, Metazoa, Nematoda, Chromadorea, Rhabditida, Rhabditidae.